Messenger RNA from Seminavis robusta, 456 nucleotides. NCBI's taxonomy places the organism in Eukaryota, Bacillariophyta, Bacillariophyceae, Naviculales, Naviculaceae. The record is from the annotation of a GenBank genome assembly.
AUGGUGGAUAUUGUGGAACAUCCUCACAUGUUCUCCAGAAACCUCACCUAUGUGAAGGCAGCAACAGUCAAGCUGGCAGCCAAGUAUGACAGCUGGGACAAUGAGAAUGACUACAGCUUUCGCACUCACCUAUUGGACUGCAUUGACCCGGAGCUACAUGAAGCAGUGUCUGGAAUCCAGGACAUCGGUGAUCACAGUCUGGUUACCUGGAUCAAACUCGUUCAACAAUGGUCCAUUCUGACUGCUGAAAAAUCCCACAAAAUCAUCAGUGAAGUCAAUGCAUUCACUCUGCAGCAGUGUCCAGCAUUGGACAUGUCAUUGGGAAUUCAACAGCUUCGCCCAAGAAUCCAAGCCCUUUGUGAUACACGGGACUAUGACCCAAAGCUUCUCUACACCUUUCUUGAGAGUUUGCAUGGUGCCUAUCCAGUUGACAACAAACAUCAUCUUGAAUGGUGA